AUGGUGGUUACAACUAAAGAGAAGAAGGAGAAGUCUGCCAAUCCUAUGAGGGAGCUAAAGAUUGAAAAAUUGUACCUGAAUAUUUGCGUUGGUGAAAGUGGUGACAGGCUCACACGGGCCGUGAAACCCGUGUUCAGCAAAGCUCGGAUGACGAUCAGAACCUUCGCCAUCCGCUGUAAUGAAAAAAUUGCGAUUCACUGCACAGUUCGUGGACCAAAAGCGGAAGAGAUCCUCGAAAAGGGUCUUAAGGUAAAAGAAUACGAGUUGCCCAAAUCAUGCUUCAGUAGUAUGAGGAACUUCGGUUUCGGUCUCACUGAGAAUAUCCAUUUGGGCUUGCGUGUUGCCCAUCGUCUUCGCUGCAAAAAUCGUGUGGGUCCAAGCCAUCGCAUCUCCAAGGAGGAGGCAAUGAAGUGGUUCCAGAGCAAAUUUGAUGGUAUUUUGUUGAACCGAUAA
Molecule: messenger RNA, 453 nt
Organism: Echinostoma caproni
Lineage: Eukaryota; Metazoa; Platyhelminthes; Trematoda; Plagiorchiida; Echinostomatidae
Source: the annotation of a GenBank genome assembly